Molecule: messenger RNA, 991 nt
Organism: Drosophila arizonae
Lineage: Eukaryota; Metazoa; Arthropoda; Insecta; Diptera; Drosophilidae
Source: RefSeq, a predicted model, not a curated record
UUAAACAAAAAAAUAUAUAAAUAUUUUGGAAUAGGCAAAAUUCGAAGUAUUUAAAUUGUUUUAUUUUGAGUAUGUCUCUUACAAAAGCCAUUGGAAACCAACGAAAACAAAGGCCAAUGUCUGGAAGCAUAAAUUCAGCGCCCAAACCCAACAAUGCCAAAGUGCUGCGCCAGCAGCAGCGCAUCUUGAAGCAGAACUACAGGAACUCAGGCAAUGGCCAAUUUCGACGCGUUGAGCAUCGCGUCUGGCGUAAGACAAUCGUUGUGACCAAGCCCAAAUCAAAGGACAGAGUGCCUCGGUUGUUCCGCGCCGAUCGAUUGACUGGCCUGCCCCUUGAUUACGAGCGCACUGUGUCGCGGAUCAUGUCAUACGUUAAUCCGCAGCACUCACGGACGCCCAGUCCGGAGAAGGCUUUGGAGAAUCUGUUCUCGCAACAACUGGCUGGGAUUUUUGAACUGUGUAGCAGAAACAACCAAUGUCCUCGUGCCAUGAAGAACCAAAUCCGUCUGAUGCUAAAAUCCUAUGGAACGAAGACCCCGCAGAGCAUUGGAGAGGCGGACAAUAGAAAUCUUUGCGAGUUUCACAGUGCUUGCACACGUGGCCCCACACCAAGGCCUGAAUUUCAAGCGCCACCCACAUACAAAAGUAAAUUCAAUUACAACACCCUGAGGAUUCACACCACGUAGCAACUGGGUGAAGGACGGACACUGACUAUGUUUACGAACACAACUAUACUAUAAACUUGCCAGACAUUAUUGAAAUGCAUACCACGGCCUCUAGAUUAUCUUGUUAUAAAUGUCCGAACAUAUGCAAUGUAUAUGCGCAUAUAUUCCUAUGUAUAUACAUGCCUAUAUACAUACAUAUAUAUGUAUUCAUAUAUUCAAGUGCAAGUGCAUGUGGCAAUGGACAACAAAUGCGAUAAAUGCAUAGAUGGUAAAUGACAAUUGACGUUAUGCAUAAAUCUUCAAUCUUCAAAAUUAGCCAUCGGCAU